Molecule: messenger RNA, 1146 nt
Organism: Cutaneotrichosporon cavernicola
Lineage: Eukaryota; Fungi; Basidiomycota; Tremellomycetes; Trichosporonales; Trichosporonaceae
Exons: 1
Coding region: 1-1146 (381 amino acids)
Biological process (GO): positive regulation of transcription by RNA polymerase II
Cellular component (GO): RNA polymerase II transcription regulator complex
Molecular function (GO): protein dimerization activity; DNA-binding transcription factor activity
Source: RefSeq, a predicted model, not a curated record
AUGGCUCCCGUCGAACCCCGCUACGUGCUCGACCGCCUCCCGAUGCUCAACAUCUCUGAAGCUGAGGCCGCUGACGUCAAGCCUCACGUGACGCCGCUCCGCGCUCUCAGCCCUGCUGAGCGCCGCUUCUUCCAGACCAUGCCGAUCUCGCAACGCCCGGUGACUGCCUACCCCCUCGACGCCGCGUCUACCUACACCUGGCCGGCGCAGCAGGCUGCGACCGACCCCACAGCGGCCGUGGUAGCAGCUGGAGGCGAUAAGAGAGACGGCCUCGCAAUCGACCCCGCGCUCUCGGCGGUUAGAUCGUCCAACGAUGUCGCCCCCGGCAGUACAGAUAUCACAAUGGCCUCGGCGCCUGAUAUCAGACUUCAGCCCGAGACCCUAGGGUCCGUGCCCGCCUCGCCCGCUAUCGACAGCAAUGCUGAGGCUGCUGCUGCGGUUGCAGCUGUCCAGGCAUUACACCCCGACCACGGCGUGAAGAAGGAGACUCCUUUCUCUCGCUCACCCGAGCUCCGUAUCAGCCACAAGCUUGCCGAGCGCAAACGUCGCAAAGAGAUGCGCGACCUCUUUGACGAACUCCGGGAACAACUCCCUGCCGACCGUGGUAUGAAGGCGUCGAAGUGGGAGAUACUCUCCAAGGCCGUCGAUUACAUCCAGCACCUCAAGAAUCAGGUUACCGAGAGCCACCGCCUUUUAGAAGCCGCAACGCGCGAUCUUGCAAUCGCUCGCGGCCAGAACCCCGAAACUGCCACGACCACAAACACGACGUGGCCACCAACAUACCACACGUUCAACAUCCCAUAUGUCCCGCACGCGAGCACCUCGACCGCUCCCGCGCCCGCCGCCCCGGCUCCCCAGCCGCAAGCGCAGGCCGCGGCACCUCAGCCUCAGCCUCAGUCUCAACCUCAGCCCCAGGCUGCCGUACCCGCCGCCGCUGCUACCCAAGCGGUCCCCGUGCCUCCUCAAGCACAACCUCAGCCCCAGGCUGUUGCGGUCACCGCUGCUGCCCCGGCUGCCCCUGUCCCGGUCGCUCAGCCUGCAGCACAGCCUCAGGUGCCGGCCGCCGUUCCUCAGCCCGUUGCCGCUGCCGCACCGCCGACAGCGGCGCCGCCUCAGGUACAGGGGCAGGCGCCAAACUCGAGCUGA